UUUAUUUAAAUUGCUGAAGUUGUUUCAUAAGUUGCACUGUUUAUUUUAUACUAAGUCAGACCGCGUGUAUUUACUAAAACAUGGGCUUAACAAAACAGUAUUUAGCCUUUAAACCGGGAUCCAUUUUCAAUAUCAUUGCUAGUGGCCGAGCAAAUGUUUCAUUUGUUUCGGUAGGCGGUAAGGAUGGUCAAUUCGUGGCCGUGGCCGGUGCCGAAAAGGUUCUCGUUUGGAACACGCGACGUGGCGAAAAAGUGCUGGAGUUAACCAGAGAAAAACAAGAGGUAACCUAUCUUCGAGCUAGUCCCGAUCAGAAGCAUUUGGCCGUAGGCUACGCAGAUGGGGUUAUUGAAGUGUUCAAUUUCGACAGCCGCCAAUCGGUGUGUACAUUCGCAGCCCACAGAUCGGCGGUAAGUGCCAUGAAUUACGAUCUGAUCGGAUUAAAACUGGUGUCGGGUGGUUUAGAUAAUGAUUUGGUCAUUACGGAUGUAGUGGCGCAGAGUGGAAAAUGUCGUUUGAUAGGUCACAAUGCACCGAUAACUGAUGCUUGCUUUAUGCAGAAAUAUCACGAAGUUGUGAUAUCCAGCUCAAAAGACACGCAAAUCAAAUUUUGGAACAUUGAAACUCAGUGUUGUUUUAAGACUAUUAUUGACCACAGGAGCGAAGUUUGGAGUAUUGCUCUGAUGCGGAACGAUGAUUUUCUUGUGGCCGGAUCGGGUGACUCUCAGUUGACAGUCUACAAAAUUACUGAGAACAGAAAUAGUUCAGUACAGGAGCUAACCGGUUCACCGGAUGAUUUGCUGCUGGAGUCCGAAGCGACAUGCCCAUUUCGAUGUGGGCUGGCGGGUCAUAUCCAGCGAUCCGGUUUCGGUAGAACAAUGAAUUUGAUUGCCGAAAGCGGUGGACAGAUUUUAGGUUGUCAUGGAACAGAUCGUAAGAUAGAGCUUUUCUACUUUAACAACGAUGACGAAGCACUGGCACGGCUAACGAAACGUCUGAAAAAAUUGGACGCGAAAACCGAUAGACAAAGUACCGAAAAUACAGCACAAAGGCAACUAUCGUUGGUAGAUGAAAUUCGACGGCUUCCAGAGGUUGCAGUUCCGGAAAAAAUCAAAUCGUUUGAUUUGCUGUUAGGAAAGGGAGAUGAACUUCGUCUUUGCGUUACAUAUAGUAAGAAUUUAUUACAAGUGUACAGUAUAAACAUCCUUGAGAAGCACGCCGAAGCAAAGGUAAUGCACACGAUUCGACAGCAAGGGCACCCAUCGGAAGUUCGAUGUGUGACCUUUAGCUCGGACAAUCUGGCGAUCGCUUCCGGAAGCGGUGAAUCGUUGAAGCUGUGGAGCCGAGCGUCGCAAUCUUGCCUGAGAACCAUCGAUACGGGUUACGUUGUCAGCACCUGCUUUGUGCCCGGUGACCGACACGUGCUUGUGGGUUUGAAAACGGGCGAACUGUUGAUUGUAGACAUCGUCAUCGGAGAGAUAAUCGAGCGGGUAGCAGCUCAUGAAAAAGAGUUGUGGAGCAUCGUACUGUUGCCAGAUUCGCGUGGUUGUGUAUCCGGGGGAGGCGAUAUGACGGUCAAAUUUUGGAGCUUCGAACUGGUUGAGGAUCCUAAUCGGAAGGACAAUAGCGAAGUGAAGAUUCUGUCGUUGCUUCACAAGAACACACUGAAGCUGGAAGAGACGGUCCUGUGCGUGCGUGUCUCCCGCAACAGCAAGUACAUCGCCGUAGCACUGUUGGAUACCACGGUUAAAAUUUUCUUCAUGGACACGCUGAAGUUCUACCUUUCACUGUACGGACACAAGCUGCCAGUUGUCUGCAUGGACAUUUCAUACGACUCAAAUCUGAUCGUAACUGGAUCUGCCGACAGGAGCAUCAAGAUUUGGGGAAUGGACUUCGGCGACUGUCACAGGUCACUGAUCGGGCAUGAUAAUUCCGUUAUGGGUCUGCAGUUUAUCCCGAAAACUCACAUGUUUUUCUCGUGUGGGAAGGAUGGUAAAAUAAAGCAAUGGGAUGCUGAUAGUUUCGACAAGAUUAUAACUCUGCCUGGCCACGUCGGAGAAGCGCAUGGCCUGGCCGUCAGUCCAAAUGGAAAGUUUGUCGUCAGCUGUGGUACCGACCGAACGCUGCGGUUGUUCGAACGAACAGACGAGCCUUUGGUGCUUCAAGAUGUCCAAGAAGAGGAACGUGAAGAAUUAGAAAACACUACGCUAGCAACUGGUGAGGAUUCAACCGUGCCAGGGCUACCUGGCUUAAAGUUGCCUUCCAAGAAAACGAUUGGAUCGGAGAAAGCAGCCGAAAACAUUCUAGAGUGCUUGGAAGUUAGCAAACAAUUCGAACAGGAGGAAAGUAAGAACAUUAUUCCACCGCUGAUGUUUGCAUACGAAGCGACCAAUACAGAUGAUUUUGUACUGGCAGUUCUGAGCCGUAUUCGAGCAAGCGAUUUGGAGGAAGCACUUUUACUAUUACCAUUUUCGGCCGUAUGUGAACUGCUGGAGCGCAUCCCAAAAUUAACAAAAAACCGGCAAGAUGCGACAGAAAUUAUUUGCAAAGUUGUACUCUUCUUGUUUCGCGUACAUCAAAAACCGAUUGUUAACAAUCAGAUUCUGCUGCCAGUGAUUCAACAGAUCAUCGAAAAACUGCAAGGUACUAUCGUUGAGCUGCGAGAUAUGAUUGGGGUCAACUUUCAUGGCAUGCAGAUGUUACAACGUGAGCUAGAAGAGAAUCAAGAUGUAGCCUUGUUCCGAGAUGCUACCAAAAGCAGAAAAAUGAAAGACCAGAGACGCAAGCGGAAAGAACUAACCAAACGAACGUUCGUGCAAAUUAGUACGUAAGAGAUUCAAAAAUCAUGG
Sabethes cyaneus is the source of this 2846-nucleotide messenger RNA. Its product is annotated as WD repeat-containing protein 3. Bases 81 to 2828 code for a protein of 915 amino acids. Gene Ontology annotation, molecular function: protein binding; snoRNA binding. The transcript has 3 exons. The record is from RefSeq and is a predicted model, not a curated record. Gene Ontology annotation, cellular component: Pwp2p-containing subcomplex of 90S preribosome; small-subunit processome. Lineage: Eukaryota; Metazoa; Arthropoda; Insecta; Diptera; Culicidae. Gene Ontology annotation, biological process: maturation of SSU-rRNA.